Molecule: messenger RNA, 354 nt
Organism: Danaus chrysippus (African queen)
Lineage: Eukaryota; Metazoa; Arthropoda; Insecta; Lepidoptera; Nymphalidae
Source: the annotation of a GenBank genome assembly
AUGGUGCGUUCGAGCUUUUUAACUUAUUUUAUUAAGAUCAUGUGGCCCCAAGCAGCACUGGACGAUAAACAUCAAUGGCAGUAUAUAGUGAACACAGGAGAAUUUCCAUUUCAAGGUUUCCGACUAAAUAGAUGCAUAGAAAGUAUCGCUACUUUGAAUCGUGAAGACAAGUAUAGCAAAAGUGGCAAGGUGAUCCUUAAAGGGGACGCUGGAUCGUACGAAUUGCGAUGGUUAAACUUAAAAAAUGAAUAUAACGUACUCAGUUUUGAAGUGAUUUUUGUAGAAAUAGCUCCUGAGCUAUUUCCUGAAAAUCUGAAAAACGGGAUAAUAGAGAAGUUCAAGAAGGUUGAUUAG